UGCAUUCGGGCAUACACUAUUUUGCGCAAAUGGUUGACUUCAAAACUCGUGGCUCCAAGGUUAGGGCUGCGAUUGCGCCAGAAACGUAUGGACUUCUGUUUACGAGCUAUUGAAAUAGCACGAUUGCGCCACUAUAAUGGUCCAGUCGUACUAGGAUGCGCCGAUCAACCAUGUGUGCGCUCUUUCGUAGAGGCUGUGGUUGUUUCAGCCGUCAUCAGUGUGGAAAGCCGUAUGCAUCACCGCGCAUGGCAGAACGUUGCAGUAGUCCGUGGCGCACAAUGCUUUGGUGGUCGACAUGAGCUGGCUCUUGGAACGCAUGCUAGAGAUCGUUAG
This is a messenger RNA of Serpula lacrymans var. lacrymans S7.9, 333 nucleotides long. RefSeq lists its product as uncharacterized. NCBI's taxonomy places the organism in Eukaryota, Fungi, Basidiomycota, Agaricomycetes, Boletales, Serpulaceae. The annotation marks the transcript as partial. The record is from RefSeq and is a predicted model, not a curated record. The transcript has 2 exons.